Messenger RNA from Arthroderma uncinatum, 3606 nucleotides. RefSeq lists its product as uncharacterized. The transcript is spliced from 4 exons. NCBI's taxonomy places the organism in Eukaryota, Fungi, Ascomycota, Eurotiomycetes, Onygenales, Arthrodermataceae. The record is from RefSeq and is a predicted model, not a curated record. The coding region runs from base 1 to 3606 and encodes 1201 amino acids.
AUGAACACGACCAGUAUCCGAUCGAGCGAGUACUCGUACAGAGACCCGCGGUACUUUUCUUCGUCCUCGAUUGGAAAUGUGCCACACUCCAAGGGCCUCGUCGACGGCUACGGUGGAAUGAUGCACUCGACCGACGACGAGGGCUCGAGAUAUAACCCUCAGCUCACCUCGUCGCUCUCCCAGGGCUCUGUCCUGCUAAACGCCAACGAUCCAGUAGCAAUGCAUCUGCUUGCCGAGACCGCGAUUGGAGACAGUUUACAUUUCGAGGUACUGUCGUAUGAAGAAGUAGAAGACCUCAAGAGGGAGCUGUCGCUGGUCCUGACCCGUAUCGAGGGCGGGAAACGGAAACUGGCGUUGGAGUUGAAGCUACAGGAGGCCGCGCAGUCGCUGAACAGGCUAUACGACGAUGGCCCAGACAUGGUGAACGGCAAUCGCAAACGGACAGGUCAUCUGGGGAUGAAUGGGGGUGCGGAGUUGAGCCAUACGUCGGACGAAGGGCUUGCCAUGACGAUGCGGAAGUGCGAGGAGCAGUCGCAGGAGAUCGCGAAACUCGAACGGAGAGCCAGUGACAUUCGAACGAGGAUCUUGGAACAUACGGCUGGAGUGUUACAGAUGACGCACAAGGGGCUGAAGAAGAAGAAAGGCGCAAAGACGGACGAGUCAUCUACAAACGAGGAAGAUCCUUAUGGCUGUGGACAUGAGUUUGACCACCGGAGCCUAUACCGUACAGCAGAUUACCUGGAUCACCACGGCGGAGGAGGGCCGCGAGACGUGCCUAGCCUGGAGCCUGACGUGGAAUCUACCUCCACCGACCUCAGCGGGCUACAGAAUACCCAGUCGAAGCUCGAGGAGAUGAACUAUCGGUUACGCGAAAUGAUAUUGCAGAUGAGCCCGGACCAGGACGUAGAUCCUAUCCCGCAGAUAAUCUCAAACGGAGCCACCUCGGACCCCCUAGCUACGGUCAACAUACAGCUUGAAUAUCUCGAGAAGGGCCUAGAGUCGAUUGCCCUGCAUCGAAGUUACUCGUCACAGGAUAGCCAGGAGCCUCCGCCUUCUGCACACAACACAAUAGACAAACUGGACGAGUUCAGUCGACGGCUGGACGAAGCUCUGGCGGCUGCAGGGUCAAGCAGACAGCCUACCAGCCCUCACAUAUCGGUGAUUAGAAAAACGCUACCGGAGCAGCUAGACUACCUCGAGACCGCCGUUGUGGAUGUCGAGAAGCGGAUAGAGAGCUUCAUAGAGCAAAAGACCAUCCUGAGUACCCAGAUACAACAGCAACGGGACCUCAACUCCAAGUCUGACGCAGAGCGCGAUUCAUAUAUUGCAGAUCUUACUGCGGAUAUAGCCAAGCUACGAAAGGAACUCGACAAAUCUAACGCCGAGGCUGAGGGUGCCAGAACCGAACUUGCGAUGGUCAUGGAUCAACUAGACUCUUCGCGACAGGACUCGAUGCUUCGCGAACAGAAACGUAGCAUCGGGGAGGCUCCUCAGCCAUCCCCUGAAAAGGACGCCCUCCUCAAGGCCGAACAAACCCUGGCAGACAAAGAGGCGCGCAUCGACAGCCUAGAAUCCACACUUCAAGAGCUACGUUCGCAGACAGAUAUCCAGCUUCACGAAGCCCAUCAGUCGCGCGAACAGGCCGAACAAGCCCACAGUAAACUCCAGUCUGAAUUCGCCGAGCUCGAAAGCGAAAUGGUCCGCAUCCAAACAGAGCUCACCUUCGCCAAAGCAGAGCUCGACGGCGCCUACGGAAGCAGGUCAGAACGUGCCGCCGAAGCAGCAGCCAAUCCGGCCGUGCAGCGCGAAAUCGACGAUCUACGAGAGCGCAACAUGGAUCUAACAAGUCAAAUCGCGACGUUGAAAUCGGUGCAGAUGAAUAACGCCAACUCAGCUAGCACAGGUGCUCACGAGCGCAUCCAGAUGCUUGAGAAGGAGCUGCGCGAGACAAUUGACGACUAUGAGGAGUUGACCAAGCAGAGCAUUGAAUUUGAAAAGGAGCGCGAUAAGUUUGAGAAUAUGAUUGAUGGCUACAGAGACCGAUGUGAUACCCUGGAGACUCAGCUGAGUGACGAACGCAUUCAGAAUCUUGGAGUGAGAGACGGCUUGACGGUAGAAAACACGUCGAUCACGGUGCUAAAGAACGAGUUUAAGAAGAUGAUGAGAGAGACGAGGGCGGAGAGUAUCAAGACGCUGAAGGAACCGUUCUCUGGCCUCAAUCAUGGGUUUGAUCGAACACCCGCCCGGCACAUCGCAUACUCCGUUGAUCGACCCAGUGGGCUUCGACGUGUUGUAUCGACCAGAACGCUCAGCCCACAUCUGGAUUCGUCCGAGUCUCUGCCCAGCGAGCAUAGCUCUCUCUACGAUGCUUUCCUUUCGAGCUACGAAUCCGAACAUAACACCGCGCAACCAAGUCCGAAAAAAGAAGAUGAGAGCACCGAACCGGCUGGUAGUAGCCAUGUCCAUGAAAUUCGUUCAUGGGAUGUCGAACGAACGCGGCGCCAGGAGAGACUGGCCGUCCCUUCACUGGAAACUAUACUCGAACACCAGAGCGUGUCUACUCAUGGAGCUACAUCUUCCAGAUCGCGCUUGAGGCCAUGCGCAUCCGUCGGUGUUUCGUCACUCUCAAAAUCCUCCUACUCGCGAGCGUCAUCCGUCACGCCUCCCAUACGCUGGAACCGAUACGGAUCCAAAAUAUAUUCUUUCGACGACCAUGAUCUCCCUUCGUUUCAACCUAAAUUUUCCUUUUCCUCCCUCCCUAGUGAACGACGCCACUCAUGUAGCACCCUCUCUUCAGACGGUAGUUUUGAGACGCCUAGCUGGUUAAACGACGUUGUCUCUCCAGCAGCACCUACACAGCCUAUACAUCCUCCACCGCAUCGGCCUAGCACUCCACCUGGCGUCCCAUCAUUUGGUUCUCCUGAAGCACUUAACUACGACAUAUCAUCACUCCCUCGAGGAACCCCGCGGACUGAUCAGAACGGCAGCAGGUCAUCGCCACAGAUUAAUCAAGAUCCGGGGACAGGAGCAGCAAAUGACUCCUCUAACGAGGCAAGCGGAUGCUGUGGACUUGAUUGGCGGCGACUUUUUCGCGAGACGGCAUCGUAUAUCACCUAUCAACCCCCUGAACGACUACCACCCGGUGUUCUCGCAAGAGCAGAUGAUGGGACUCUUGUUCGAGGACGAUUCGGCGCUCGAGCUAGUGGUCAUGGUAUUGGUGCUACGUCAAGCUUAGAAAAUCACCCUUUCCACCAGAACAAUCUUCCCGCCGCGAGAACGAAGGAUGCCAAUGUUCAGGCACCGCAGCCCGCGCAUACGAGAAGUAGUCGGUCGCAUGCGGUCAACGACUUUGGCUUGCAGCGGCAUUCUCCGCGUCCCUCUUCGACAAGCAGUUCAAAUCCACUUCCUCGGUAUCGAUCGCUACUUGAUGACCACAGGGAUCUACCCGCUCCAUCAACCCCGCCAGAAAUACCUCAACCGGGGCUCGAAAUGAACGUAAACACGACAAGUGCGGUUUACUACGGCUUUGGAAUCUGGUUUCAUUUAACGUAUCCAAGUGCUGCUGACUGGGCGAUGACGACGAACACGAGAGAGAGCAUGGUAUAG